CGGAAAGGCCUCUUUUUCGAUAUCUGUGCGUUUCAUCCUGCUUCGGCUGUGCUGCAGGGGGCGAAACUAUCGAUUUGACAGGGGAAGGGGAGAGAAGGGCCGACUUAACGGCCGGCUCCAAGAAGAAGAGCUGCCCUGUGCUUGACCCUCCCUGCUGCCGAUGGGGGAGCGUCAGUCAUUUUCGUGGUUCGAGUACCAGCUGCUGACCUUGUCGCUGGCGGUGUUUAUGUGUUUCUGCCUGGGCGUGCUCGAGUACGUGCUGCGGCGGUUCUCCAUCCUGCCGCUGAUGUUCACCAUGCUCACCAUACAGAGGAGGCGGAUGUACUGCUUCGAAGUCGACAUCUCUCUCACACAAGAGGGCAAACACAUCAGGCACGUAUCUUUUGGAGGGGGAGGGAAGUGCACAGCCAUGUGACACACACGUGUGUGUGUGGGCUGGUGCGAUUGAUGCAGGCAGCAGUGCAAGAUGAUGCUGCGGAUUACUUUGAUAGUGGUGCUGAGCUACGUGUGGCAGGGGUGUGUCCUCGAGUCCGUCACCAUCACCGGCGGCAGCUUCCCCACUGAGGAGUGCGAACAGGACAAAGGUCAGCUUACAUACCCCCAUUUGUGCAUUGCGCUAGAUAUAUGUGUGUGUGUGUGUGUGUGUAUCUGUGUGUGCGUGCGUCGAGCAGACUGUUUUGCGGCCACUUUGUCGUUCGACACGCUGUUUCAGCAGAGCCACAAGUCCAUCGACUGCGACAAACCUGAAGAGUACGACAGCGAGAAAUACAUCGUACGUCACCCAGCCAUACAAACCAACGCCACGGGGGAAGAACUGGUGUGUGUGUGUGUGUGUGCAGGUGGUGAAUUGUUUGUCGUUUGUGAAUCCGAAUGCCGUGCUGUGGAUGGAAAAGGCGGCCAUCGCCUACUCGCUGGGCCUGCUGCUGCUCAGGGCUUUCGAAAUACUUCUAUGGGUCUGCAGGUACGUACCCUUACACCAUCCACACACACACACACACACACACCAGGGUGUCCACGCCCUGCUCUCUCUUUCUCUGUGUUGGCUGCGCUGCGUGCAGUCGUUCGUUGGCGUGGAUGCGCAUCGUGCUGUUUGUGCUUAUCACCUACACCAUCGCCCUUAUCGUGCUCUUCUUCGCCGGCUAUAUGGCCACUUUCGUGUCCUCGUGGCUGGCCUACGUCAUGAUGUUCUCAUUCCCCGGAGUGCUCCUCUUCACACAGAGGGCCGCGCGGUGCCUCCGCGAGUUGAGACGGCAGCUCUAUGCGCAGUACCAGCAAGAGGCCACCAAGUAAGUCAGAGCACCUACCUGACCUGCAUGUGUGGAGAGAUCGAUGUGGCCGACGUUUUGUGUGGUUGGCGGGUUCAGGUCUUUGCAGUCUCAGUUUUCCCCCGAUGAGGAGAUGAUUCAGGCGCAGGACAUCGACCAGGCCUUUUCGGUCAAAUCCGUCACCCCCUCAGAGCCACAAGAAGCACCCAUUGACGACGCGACGCUUUCCCUCCCUGCGGCAUCGGCCGCCCGACACACAGUGUCUGGGUACGACACAGUCGCACUCAGUCGGACCUCCCCCGCCCCCCAUCACUCGACCCACACGCACAACCGAGUCCCUCCGCCACACGCAACGCACACACACAUCGACGACGUCCUCGAGUCCCUCGCACUUGGUGGCGGCGAUCCCGACCAGCGACCAAUGACAACCAGCAUGACCGAGGCAGAUGACCGACCCCACCCACAGCACGGUGGCGCCACAUGGACGCCGGGCGGGAGGUGGUGGGGAUGGGCCAGGAGUAGCCCCUUCCAGCAGCAGCAUCACCGGCACAGCAGAGGGAUCCCCAUCCCUUCGCUGCUGGGGUUCUUCCCGACCCGGAGAAGGGCGGGUGAGGACGGUGCGGGUGAGGACGGUGCGGAUGGUUUGGGUGAGCCGCGGUCGUCUGUCUCGGCCCCGCCGGCAGAUAUGGAGAGGGCUGCUGCAUAGUGACAAUUGGGGGGAUAUGGGGGGGAUUCCUUUGGUGGGCAGAUUCCGCUGUGUAUAGGGGUGGGUGCUUUCAACGCCUUUCGGGACAGCUUGUGGCAAUGCACUUUCUGUUUUCGUGUGGCCCCGUGGGUGGUGAACGCGCCGUAUUUUUCCUUGUCGACUCAGUCAGCCGGCCAGUGUGCGACAUGACAUCACUUGUGUGUGAAUCCUUCCACCCAUCGGAAGAUUGAGAUCGAG
Messenger RNA from Vitrella brassicaformis, 2208 nucleotides. Lineage: Eukaryota; Vitrellaceae. The record is from the annotation of a GenBank genome assembly.